AUGCAUCAGCAAGUGGUUGCUUCCUAUUCCUCGUCGCGAGAGGAGGCAAAUGAGCACUCUGCACGAGCAUCCUCACAGACACCCUCUCGAGAGGGUGAUACUCGAGGAGUUACAAGUAGUACUAAGGACCCUGUGGAUUUAUCAUCCAAUUCUGAGGUAAAUAGAAAUCCUCAAAGAAGGACAUUCACAGAAACGACCGCUGUUGAGAUGGAAUCUUCACCUGCCGAUGUUUAUCAUGAUAGUUCGGAACAGACUCAUAGUUCGGCUGCCUUAGAUGAAGAUGAUGAUGAAUUUACAAGCACUUCUCUCUCUAGCAACAACAUGAAUAAUAGUGAGAAAUAUAUUAAUGAUUUAAUUAUGGAUGAAGAGGAAUGGAGAAAGCAGUUGGAUGAUAUACAGAAAGAUCUGUCCUCAUCCAAACAACAUGAUGAAACUAAAGGUUCUGAAAUAGCUGGAGUUUCAUCACCAGUAUACAUGGAUCAUCAUAAUGAUCUCUCACCCAAGAAUGAGUACCUCACCGAGGUUCAAAAUCUAUUGGUGAAGAUCAAGCAUGAGAGGGAGAAAACAAGUCCACUCCGAGAUCGUCAUCCCCACUUCAAACCUCCAUCAGAAGUAACCAGCAGUACAGGUAUCCUUACCAAGAUUAUGAGAAAGAAUUUAGAUGAUGAUUUGGAAAAUGUGAUUGAGGAAAGUACGAGAUUAUUGAGAGAAGAACUUCCCAUGUUUUCAUACGAGCUUAAAUCCCCAAAGACAUUAGCCUUUUCGGAGCUAGUUGUAAAAUCACAGCGAGAAAAACGUCGCAAAUCACCAUCGUCCUAUAGUAUUCGUCAUACACCAACUCUUUCAAAACCUGUGAAUGAUUUUCCAUUUCACUUACUUGAAUAUUCAAAUUAUGACGUCUCGAGAGGAAUUUUCAAGGACAGCAAUUAUAGAAGAUAUCAUUUCUCUUCGAGUCAUGAGGACGAAGAUGGUGAUGAUCUUUCAACAAAAUUCUUUCCUCACCUUAAUGAGACAAUCCAAAAAGCAACACCAAGCAGUAAGAGACGCCUCAAAUCUAAUGUUGUUCUCACCAAAAACACAAUUACAACACCAGACAAGAGAGAAUACUAUGCGAAUUCUACCGAAAUUCUUCCAAGUAAUCUUUCAAGUAAGCACAUCUAUGAGAUGGAAGAUGACAACUCUCCCAACAACAUCAACAAUAUCACACCAAAGACAUUAUCCAGCGACAUUGCAAAAGAAGUAUCAUCUCCAAACAUAAAACAUUCUCCAACUAUUCCAGUGUUAGCAUCGAAACCUACAAACGGGGAGGUAGCUAGCUCAUCAUUGAUGGAAAAGGUGGAUCAAGCAGAGGAGCAAAGUGACAAAGAGGCAAAUCGCUCUGAAACUCAACAAGUGAUAACCAUGUCACAAGUCACGGGAGCUGAACCUUCAAUUCAAAUUACAACUUUCAAUGACGAACAAUUGCUGGAUAGUGGCAAGAGCAUUCAAGAAGAUUCUCUUAGAACAAAUAUUGAAACUCCUCCUCAAGCUCUUCCAGAUAUUUUAAGAGGUGAAGACCAUAAUAACUCGAUCCUGGCAUCCAAUACUCUUGAGACUCCAAGCAAUCUAUUAUCUCAAAAACCAGAAGAGAUUAGAGAAAUAGCAACAGGUUUAGAGCACGUACCCCAUGUCGAAAUUAUGUCCUUAGAAACAGUAAAUGAGGCACACGGCUUGAAUAAUGAAAUUUGCCAUUCUCCAAACGAUGCAACACAUGAAAUCACGCCAAGCCACAAUAACACGCAUCCUCAUGAACAUGGUAAUCAGCAUAUUCGAGAAUUAUUGAUUGUUUCAACCCCUGUCAUAGACAUUGAGCCUUCAUUAACCUCCCACCACGAAGCUGACCUAUCGACUGACCAUGUUGAUGAGGCAACCAGCACAGAUGAUAACAUUGAGCUAACUCCAACAUUCCAUACCAAAAAAUGUGAAGACAAAGGUACCUCUCCAGAUAAUUUUUCUGAAUAUCCUGUCAAUUCCGAUCAUGAUGAUGAUGUCAAUUCUUCAGAGAAAGUACACCCUGGCAAUGAAGAUGAAACACAUAUAAUUGGCUUAGAAGUAGACGAAAAUCAUGAGAUAGAUGAAGAAGAGAUUUUAAAUUCUUCUCAUGACUACAUUUAUGACAUUUCAUCACUGAGUGGAAUUAAAUUAGAGAACUUUCAUAAUUUAGAAUUUCUUGAGCCUGAAGGAGACAGUCCCAUUCAUCAUCAAGUCGAACAGCCAAAAGAGCAGACCACUGCAUGGCGUGAUAAAACUAGAAAUGAAGAUCAUCUUGAUGACGAACAAGACCGUAUUCCAUCCUGUUCAAAUCAUUACAAUCACCCUUCUGAAAAGUAUCGUGAGAUAAACAGCUCCACCCCAUCUGGCUAUGAAAGAAACUAUUCUCCCUCAAUUAAGAAUGAAGUAAUCAAAAGUACAAUUACUAAAAAGGAGUCAGCACCAAAGGAUCUCGACACCAUUGGUUUUCAAGACAUUAUUCGAUCUCUCAAUGAAAGCCAACAGUCAAUCCUUAACAUUAGUCAUUCAAGAGAAAAGAGCUCAGCUUCUUCCUACACCGACAAUAAUACCAUGCAUUCAGCAACUCCAAAUAAGACUGACUCGUCUGUACCAACUCUUUUAAUGGAUGACACUGAAAUGCUUCUAUCACCAAUCUUCCAUGAGAGUAAUCACAGCCCUACUCUCACCAACAAAUACAACACAACUACUCCUCCACGUCACACAUCGAGUGUCAACCGAUCCUCAAACUCAUCACCAAAUCAUGACAACAUGUCUACCAAUUCCAUAUCACCCAAACGAAGGUCUUCAAUCACCAAGAAAUCAACAAGCACAUCAGACAAUAAGGUGAUUCCAUAUUCUGAUGUAAGGCAUUUACAAAAGCAAACGUAUAAUCACUCGACCAUUGGAUGGUAUCUCAAUUUAUGCAGUGAUAAAUACAGUAGGACUCCACAACCCUCUGAAAAAUCCGUCAAGUGGGUGUGA
This is a messenger RNA of Naegleria fowleri, 3012 nucleotides long. RefSeq lists its product as uncharacterized. The coding region runs from base 1 to 3012 and encodes 1003 amino acids. The record is from RefSeq and is a predicted model, not a curated record. NCBI's taxonomy places the organism in Eukaryota, Heterolobosea, Eutetramitea, Acrasida, Naegleriidae. The transcript has a single exon.